AUGCCACUGAGAAAGCAAAACAACAAGCUUCCACAACCAUGUCGCAAGAGAGAACCCAUUCUAGGCUACCAUCGUUUGGUUCGUGAAGCAACUCGGGGUAUCACUUAUGAAGGUCAUCCACUGGAUACACAUAUUCAACAGAUAGAUGCCUAUUUGAGUGCACAACAAAACCAGCGCGAUGAGUCAAGCAAUCUAACCAUAUGGACGGCUGAAUGGCUUGAAGAAAGGCUUGACUGGUUGGAUCGACUCGGAAAAUUGUUUGUCAAAAAUGCUGAAUCCAACCCAAUGCAUAUUCCGAUCGACCUGGCGAUCCCAAUCACACACAUUUGGGAUGGCUAUUUGUACCAUUCGGAUACAGCAAGUCAUUCGGAUUCCAUUGAUCAAUCUUUUGUGUGGGACAUGUAUGUGUUGCUUCAUCGGCCACUGAAAUGCACUUUAUGUCCGGGCUGGGAUGCCGGUGAAGAACCUGGUAUCGCUAAAUUUGAUAUUGAGAUACCACCACCGUUAAAUGUGGAGCCAGAACAACCGGAAGAGAGUAGUGAUGACGAAAUCUCACAGGCAGAUCAUUCAUUUGAUCCUUACGAAUGGAUUCGAAAACCGCGGCUUGUCACCAAAACGACUUGGAACAAAGCGUCUGGGAAACAGUACAUCAAAACGUAUGAACAGCACUUUAUCGACCCGGAUAGAAUGCUCAGCGUGACAACCGGUCAGCUGUUUCCGAUCAUACUCAAUACAAUAGCAAACAAACCGGAAGAUUUUGGUAUAAAAUUGCAGAACUGGCGUCUACUUGAGCAACCUAAUGCAGCAAUGACCGAUAUUUUUGAAGUAAGUUGA
Molecule: messenger RNA, 834 nt
Organism: Echinostoma caproni
Lineage: Eukaryota; Metazoa; Platyhelminthes; Trematoda; Plagiorchiida; Echinostomatidae
Source: the annotation of a GenBank genome assembly